Messenger RNA from Nannochloropsis gaditana CCMP526, 372 nucleotides. Its product is annotated as rna binding protein. Gene Ontology annotation, molecular function: RNA binding. The coding region runs from base 1 to 372 and encodes 123 amino acids. The record is from RefSeq and is a predicted model, not a curated record. The transcript has a single exon.
AUGGCUAGGGUAAAGGAGCAGGAGCGGGAGAUGCGAGAGAACAGCUUCGCCUGGGAUGCCAAAGGAAGCGAGAGCGUGGAGGAGGAGUGGUCAGGAUCCGAGGUGACGGAGAAUGGGAGGGGGGCGUACCAAGUCGUGCACGUGCUCGUCCCCAACAAGGCCGUGAGCUUUUUGAUCGGAAAGGCGGGCAUUAAUGUCAUCGCGAUUGAGAAGAAAAGCGGGGCAAAAGUGGAAUUUACUCGGGAGGCAAGCCCCCCGGCGGCAGAGCGACUAGUAAACAUAAAGGGUAAUGCCAAAGCGGUGAAAAUUGCGGAGGCUCUUCUAGAGGCGAAGACUUUGGAAUGGCAGACGAGUCCGACUCUGAUUCGGUAG